AUGAUUAACAAAAGAUAUAUUCAUAAUACUAAACAAUCCCAAUUCUUGUUUAAAAAACUAACCCAACAAAUAGCCAAUACUGCUCCAAAAGAAUAUAAUCAGUUUCAAUUGAGUAAACCAGUAGGCUUAUCUACUCCGCCCAAGCCAAAUGUAAUGUACAAGGAGGGAAACUCAUUUAAGGACAUGUUUGACGAACGCAAAACCAGUCAAAGAACAAAAGAGUUGGAAAAAGAAUUCCAACAGAGUGGAUUCUUUGAUAUGUAUGCCUUCAGAAAAACAAAGGGUAAAUUAUUUUUAUCUCCAAAAUCUUUUUGGAACGCCAAGUUUUCUCUUUAUUUCCCCCAUUUGGUUGGAUCCAAACUAUCAACUGGAGAAAUAACUAAUAUAGAAGAUUCCAUGAGGGGGAAAAUUACCGUGGUAAAGUAUGCUGGUAAUAAAGUUGGUGAGUCGAUGGUUACUUCAUUUUUCCAAAAAAGAUCCAAAGAUAAUAAAAACCCAGUGGUAAUUGACUAUCUAAACGAUGAAAAUGCCAUAAAUAACGAUUUUAAUUUUAAUGGGUCCUGUCCACCUCAAGUCCAAAUUGUAGAAAUCAAUAUGGUUGAUAACUCUUUAAAAUCAUUCUUGUUGAAAUUAACUUUAUUCAGUUUGCGCCGUUUAAUUACCUCCACUAAAAGGCAAAACUUGUACUUUAUUUGUAAUAGGAACCAGUUACCCUUUGGUAAAAGAGAAGAAUUAGGUGUAAAUAACGUUUAUGCUGGUUAUGUUUUCAUAGUUGAUCCGCAUUUGAAAAUAAGGUGGCUAGGUUGUGGUGAGGCUAGCGAUGACGAUGUUUGUACUCUAUGGAAAUCUGUUAAAGCUAUUAAAAAAGAAUUCACUUCUGAUGGCCAAUGCUCUAUAAAAAAAUGA
Messenger RNA from Saccharomycodes ludwigii, 906 nucleotides. It is a transcript of the gene ATP10, whose product is annotated as Atp10p. The record is from RefSeq and is a predicted model, not a curated record. The transcript has a single exon. Gene Ontology annotation, cellular component: mitochondrial inner membrane. NCBI's taxonomy places the organism in Eukaryota, Fungi, Ascomycota, Saccharomycetes, Saccharomycodales, Saccharomycodaceae. Bases 1 to 906 code for a protein of 301 amino acids. Gene Ontology annotation, biological process: mitochondrial proton-transporting ATP synthase complex assembly.